CCACGCUUCUCCUCACGCAGUCUCUUUCCCCGGCCACAAAACAACCGUGAGUGUCUAACUCACCGUUCUUGAAAAACUUAAAAAUAAUAUAAAAAAUAUAAAAUCCACAAAAUCUACAUAAAAACAAGAACUGUACUACUACAUAAAUAAAUGCAAACUAUUUAAAAUAAAAAAAAAAAACAGCAAAAAAAAAUAAUUUAAAAAAACACACGAAACGAGGCCUCGGGGCUUUCACCCGAAGUUGGCGUCUUUGAAAGGAAAAAAAUACUUCAGAGGAGAUUUUUACAUCGUGAUUUUUCAGCUUUGACAUUUUCUUAACACGCUGGAGCACACAGCCAGCUGUCUCAGUAGUUAGCGGAGAAGUGGAGCGCAUUUCGGACCCGGAGUACACUUCAUAUACCGGCAUUUCUCUGGCGAUUCUGAGGGAAGCCUUGCAUUCAUUUCUAUAGUUUAGUCCGAGAUAUGAACACAGCGGCUACGGGGAGUUAUCCGAUGGCUUCUCUCUACGUUGGCGACCUGCACCCCGAUAUCACGGAGGCUAUGCUGUACGAGAAAUUCAGCCCAGCCGGACCGGUGCUCUCCAUUCGGGUAUGCCGUGACAUGAUCACCCGGCGAUCCCUCGGAUACGCUUAUGUGAAUUUCUCUCAGCCGGCUGACGCUGAGAGAGCCCUGGACACCAUGAACUUUGACGUGGUGAAAGGGAAGCCAAUCAGAAUCAUGUGGUCCCAAAGAGACCCCUCCCUCAGGAAGUCCGGCGUGGGCAACGUGUUCAUCAAGAACCUCGACAAAUCCAUUGACAACAAAGCCCUGUACGACACCUUCUCUGCCUUUGGCAACAUCCUCUCCUGCAAGGUGGUGUGUGAUGAAAAUGGCUCCAAGGGUUACGCUUUUGUCCACUUUGAGACCCAGGAUGCAGCUGAUCGUGCCAUUGAGAAGAUGAACGGCAUGCUUCUGAAUGACCGCAAGGUGUUUGUGGGUCGUUUCAAAUCUCGAAAGGAAAGGGAGGCUGAACUUGGUGCCAAAGCCAAGGAGUUUACAAACGUCUACAUCAAGAACUUUGGUGACGAUAUGGAUGACGAUCGGCUGAAGGAGCUUUUUGACAAAUAUGGUAAAACACUAAGCGUCAAGGUGAUGACAGAUCCCACCGGCAAAUCCAGAGGCUUUGGAUUCGUUAGUUACGAGAAACACGAGGACGCUAACAAGGCGGUAGAGGACAUGAAUGGCACCGAACUCAAUGGCAAGACUGUGUUUGUGGGCCGAGCUCAGAAGAAGAUGGAGCGACAGGCAGAGCUGAAGAGGAAGUUUGAGCUGCUGAAACAAGAGAGAAUCAGUCGUUAUCAGGGUGUAAAUCUUUACAUUAAGAACCUCGACGACACCAUAGACGAUGAGAAACUGCGUAAAGAGUUCUCUCCAUUCGGGUCUAUCACAAGUGCUAAGGUGAUGCUAGAGGAGGGUCGCUCCAAGGGCUUCGGCUUUGUCUGCUUCUCCUCCCCAGAAGAGGCCACCAAGGCCGUGACUGAGAUGAACGGACGCAUUGUUGGCUCGAAACCCCUCUACGUGGCUCUCGCUCAGCGCAAAGAGGAGCGCAAAGCCCACCUCACCAACCAGUACAUGCAGCGGAUCGCUGGCAUGAGGGCCAUGCCGGCUAAUGCCAUCAUUAAUCAAUUCCAGCCCACCAGUGGAUACUUCAUGCCAGCUGUGCCACAGGCCCAGAAUAGGACAACAUAUUAUGCACCCAAUCAGCUGGCCCAAAUGCGACCCAACCCCAGGUGGCAGCAACAAGGCGGCAGAGGUCAAGGUGGUUUCCAAGGAAUCCCUAGCUCACUGCGUCAGCCAGGACCCCGUGCCAACCUCAGACACAUGAGUCCUGGUGGCGGCACUCAGGGCCCAAGAGCCUCUGGCCAGGCCAUGGCUCCUCGUCCCUCAAUGGGAGUCCCCGGGCCCCGCACCAUCCCUCCUUACAAAUAUGCCACGGGUGUUCGUAACCCCAACCCCCAGGUGGUGCAACCUAUUGCCUUACAGCCGGCUCAGCCAGCUGUGCACGUUCAGGGCCAGGAGCCUCUCACGGCCUCCAUGCUGGCUGCUGCGCCUCCUCAGGAGCAGAAACAGAUGCUAGGUGAGCGUCUAUUCCCACUGAUUCAGUCCAUGCAUGCCAACCUGGCAGGAAAGAUCACUGGCAUGCUGCUGGAGAUUGACAACUCAGAACUGCUGCACAUGUUAGAGUCUCAUGAAUCUCUGCGCUCAAAGGUGGAAGAAGCUGUCGCCGUGCUGCAAGCCCACCAGGCAAAGAAAGACGCCACUCAGAAAGUGGGCAGCAUGGCUACCACUGCUUCUGCUGCCACAUCCUGAAGACUGCGCGCUGCAUUUAAUUGGGUGCAAAGAUUAGGGAGACACACUGACUCCGAACACCUGACUCUUCUGAACAAUUAUGCAAAAAUCACACAAAAAAAAGGAAAAUGUAAUUUAAAAAAUAUACUUGAACAUUUUGAAAAUAUUACAGUUCAUAAUUUUCUAGUUCUGUAAAACUUUUAAACUGCAUAUCAAAAGCAAUAAUGCAAUGAAUUUUGAAUGAAGGUCCUUCAUUUUGUGGCAAAGGAGAGAAAUCUUUUUCUAAAAGGAAAAUGAGCCUUGUUCUUUUUCUUUGCUUGAAAGUUUUAUGUUUGAUUUGAACUGAUGGACUCCUCCAUCCUAUCAUGUUAUCAUGGGUGUGUGGUAUUCUCAAUAAAGGGAUGAUAUAUCAAGGUUA
Molecule: messenger RNA, 2746 nt
Organism: Plectropomus leopardus (leopard coralgrouper)
Lineage: Eukaryota; Metazoa; Chordata; Actinopteri; Perciformes; Serranidae
Gene: pabpc4
Product: poly(A) binding protein, cytoplasmic 4 (inducible form)
Molecular function (GO): RNA binding
Source: RefSeq, a predicted model, not a curated record